AUGGCAAUCAUGCUCAAACAAUUAACCACCUCAAUUGGAUCAAUUGGUAUCUCUUCAUUUAGAAGCCAAUCUCAAUUCAUUUUUAGAACUCUCGCUACGGUUUCUGAACCACUUAGUGCCGACAUCCAAACUAGAAUUGCGGCAUUAACUCAAAAAUUACCAGACGCCCUCAAAAAGCAGUAUGCCGAAGAAAAACCUAAGAAGAAACGUUAUCUUCCCUCCUCGUUGAAGACGUUAAAGAAUACAAAAGAAUCGGGAAAGGACGUUGAACCAAAAUGGGAAAAAGCAGUCAAAUUGGAACACAAGGUAUUUGCACCUUUAUGCCCUCGUAAAAUCUCGAAGGCUAAUUUCAUUUCAAAAUUUUCUCAUACAUUCAAUAAGGGUGAGUUGUCGGAAGAGGAAGCUAAAUAUUGGAGUACUAACUAUGAAAGAUUUUUGUCCCUUUACGAAGUUUUUACGCCAAAGCCUAAGAAACCGUUAGGCCCCUUUCUAAGAUUUAGUACGGAGAAAAGGGGAAAAGGGUCAUCUUUCGCUGAGAUGGGAGAAAUUCUGAAGCAACUUUCAAAGGAAUGGGAGCAGUUAUCUGAUGAUGAAAAGAAGCUGUAUGCUCCCUCACUGAUCGAGCUUGCUAAAUUUGAGGAAGACUUACAAGAGUGGAAAGAUCGUAGAUUGGUUGAAUACACUACUUUCGAGAAGAAUGUCGAGGAGUUCGAAUUAGACCCUCCACUCAAUUCUUUAUAG
This is a messenger RNA of Hemisphaericaspora subhashii, 741 nucleotides long. RefSeq lists its product as uncharacterized. NCBI's taxonomy places the organism in Eukaryota, Fungi, Ascomycota, Pichiomycetes, Serinales, Debaryomycetaceae. The transcript has a single exon. The record is from RefSeq and is a predicted model, not a curated record. Bases 1 to 741 code for a protein of 246 amino acids.